AUGGCUCCACCUACCGCUACAGCUCUCGUGACCAGGGCUGGCAAGCUGGCCAGAGAAGCCAUUCCUGUGCCGACUCCGGGCGAGCACCAGGUACUGGUGAAGAUUUCACAUGUAGCUCAGAACCCAACGGAUAUUCAAUCCCUCGAUGCUGAUGCCUUUGGCGACGAUGCGGUGCUUGGUUGUGAUUUUGUUGGUACUGUCGAGCGGACGGGCGACAAAGUGAGCAGGGUCAAGGCUGGCACCGUGAUUGCUGGUCUAAUCUGGGGAGGUGAGAUUAAGAAGCUGGGUGGCUACAGCGAGUACACCCUCGCAGAUGAGCGUAUUUGCUUCCCUUUGCCCGAAGGCGUCACGCCCGAGCAGGCCGCAACAGUACCCCUCGCCGCGUGCACAGCGUUACUCGCUCUAUUCUCCAAGGAUUGUCUCAAUAUCUCUCAGAAUUCUGGAGAGACCGUCCUUAUUUGGGGCGGAACUUCAAGCGUCGGGCUUUAUGCUAUCCAGAUUGCCAAGUACUACGGUAUUAACGUUAUUACGACUUGCAGUACCCGCCAUCACAAUUUCGUCAGGUCCCUUGGUGCCACUGUCGCUCUCGACUACCGCGACGCAAGUGUGGUGGAGAACAUCAAGGCUGCUGCGAACUGCAGUCUGAGGUACGUCUUCGACACUAUCGGCAACGACUCAUCUUCCGCUACUUCAUCGCAGGCAAUCUCUGAGCAAGGCGGUAUCCUGUGCACUGUUCGUCCGGGUAAGGCUUUCACCGAGAAUGUGACCAAGCAGACUAAGGUGACGGAUGUUCUGGUCUGGACGGCGUUCCUAAAGGAGCACAAAUACAAGGAAUUCUACUGGCCGCCACACAAAGAAGAUCACGAGCUGUCGGCAAAGUUUUUCGAUGCACUGCCGAAGUUGCUCUCUACCGGAAUCAUCAAGCCGAAUACCCCAAAGCUUUUCGAGGGGCUCGAGUCCGUGACAAAGGGAUUUCAGGAGUAUCGUGACGGGGUUAUCUCCAACUAUAAGAUAGUGCAUGAGGAACUGUCGCGGUCUCUCGAUAUUGUCAGGCUGACAAGUAUGACUGGUAAUAUCAUGAGUAUAAACCACUCGAGUCAACUUGAAGUUGUUAUGGAGAUGAUUAUCCAGAUUACUUAUCUGGUCAAACAUGCAUUGACACGCCUCGUCCUGCCAUAUCGUCCCACGUCUCAGUGCGGCGGCGCGUGGUCGUCGUUGCCAACCUGA
This is a messenger RNA of Aspergillus niger, 1227 nucleotides long. RefSeq lists its product as uncharacterized. Lineage: Eukaryota; Fungi; Ascomycota; Eurotiomycetes; Eurotiales; Aspergillaceae. The coding region runs from base 1 to 1227 and encodes 408 amino acids. The record is from RefSeq and is a predicted model, not a curated record. Gene Ontology annotation, molecular function: oxidoreductase activity, acting on NAD(P)H. The transcript has 8 exons.